AUGAUGGGCACGCUGAAUGGGUACGACACGGCGAACCAGAUAUUGUAUGAGGCUGACCAUAGUGAGUUGCGGUGGGACUUGCUACCGACGGAUGCAGCGGAUCGCUUGGACGGUUUGUGGACCGUGCAGGUGUAUGGCGGUGCUGUUCAGAUUGUCUCGGUGACAAUUGUGGAUGGUCGAGCGAAGAUAAUGCUACCGGAUCUGCCGGGUCGUCACAUGGCGCUGGGCGAAGUGAUGGUACAAUGUUUGUUUGACACAUCUGAUGAUGAUACUCUGUAUGACUUCAACCGGAGCUAG
Messenger RNA from Dicrocoelium dendriticum, 297 nucleotides. NCBI's taxonomy places the organism in Eukaryota, Metazoa, Platyhelminthes, Trematoda, Plagiorchiida, Dicrocoeliidae. The record is from the annotation of a GenBank genome assembly.